Messenger RNA from Ostrinia nubilalis (European corn borer), 4105 nucleotides. RefSeq lists its product as uncharacterized. The record is from RefSeq and is a predicted model, not a curated record. NCBI's taxonomy places the organism in Eukaryota, Metazoa, Arthropoda, Insecta, Lepidoptera, Crambidae. Gene Ontology annotation, cellular component: plasma membrane. The coding region runs from base 204 to 4010 and encodes 1268 amino acids. Gene Ontology annotation, biological process: cell surface receptor signaling pathway; adenylate cyclase-activating G protein-coupled receptor signaling pathway. Gene Ontology annotation, molecular function: G protein-coupled receptor activity. The transcript is spliced from 2 exons.
UAAUGUUCUGCAAGUCGCGUAAGACUUUGUUUUGAUUAGAAUAGUCAUAAUUAAACAAAAUGUAAAAACAGUUUGUACAUUUCUCGAUUAACAAGCAGCCUGUAUCAACAUAGAGAAUCAUAGCAAGCGUAGCGGUAUGGAAUAAAAUAACAGUUUGCGUUCAGCUGUGGAUAGCAUGCGUAUCCAUUUGUUGUUGCGACGCUAUGGUUUUUCGUGGCUUAAAGUUUUCUCUGUGUUUUAUUGCAGCUGUAUCAAUAAAAUUCUGUGUUCAGUACUGCCCGGAAGAAGUUUCCAGUUCAGGAAUAAAGGUGACGUGGCAUCAGUCCCCUCAAGCAAGCAAUGUCGAAUCUGAUCCACUGUGCUUCUAUAACGACACAUUAGUCACAAGAAACUGCAUAAAUAAUACGUGGGUGCCGUCUCUUACAGAAGUACAGCCCUGUUAUAAAGCUGUAAAAUAUUUUGAUCCAUCAACAUGCCCCCCAGGAUUCAACAAAAUCUCCGAAACUUACAAUAAAUAUUGCUACAAAAUUGGUAAACCUUCACCAUGGAACUAUCCGUGUUUCAAAAGUGGGGGUGCAACAGUUAUAAAUGAACUAAGCCUCAAUAAAACAGAAACCCUAUUAAGUUUUCUAAAUGCCACAAAGUAUAGACAUUUUUGGCUGCCGGCCCAACGUCAAAAUGUAUUUGCUCCCAUAAAGUGGUCCAUACCUGGGCCUAAUUGGGGGCGUGUUAUAACUGCUACUGAUACGUUUCCAUUAAAACCAAGUCUAUUUAAAAAUUGUUUGCUAUUGGACGUAGAGGAAAGAACUUUAAUAACUGAUACUUGCACUAAAGAAUAUCCGAGUCUAUGCUUUUAUAUUAAUGACUUUCAUUGCCCUGCUAAAUGUCCUGAUAACUACCACGCCUUCCGAUAUAUGCUCGAUGAUGGCAAAUGUUAUGGAAUUAAGAAUUCAUUAACUGAUUUAAGCUUUAGUGAUUUUCUAAAUGGCACAUGUGAAAAGCCCAUGGGAAGUGGCCAACAUAAUGAGCUAAGACGAUUUAUUUACAGUAAAAUUGCUGAAGUUAGUAAUCAUUCCAAAAAUACAUGGUGUUGGUUUGGAGACCCAAAUAGCGAGAUUAUAGAAGUCAAAAAUAGAAUUUUAGAAAAUUCAAAUAGAAUAAAUACAGUAGAAACCGACAAUUCGCCAUUAAAUCUAGUUAGAGUAAUAAAUAAUAUGGGAACUGUAGGAUUGAUGGACUCGUUUUCUAGAUUGCCGUGUAUGGCAUGUGAGGCAAACAUGAUAUACGGUGAAACGGAAUUAGUAUUCGAAUACUCUCAAGAAGAAAAUAGUAUUUAUUUGACUAUAUAUUUUCCAUCUGGUCUAUGGCGAUACGACGAUAAUGACAUAGGUGUACAAUGCUUCUCAGAUGCCAAAGGAUUUUCUGGAGUGAUAGAUGUGAAUAAUUUACCUACUCAAGUGGAGGCCAUGAAACUGUUUCGUUCUUCACAAAUAACAACAAAUAUAGAAAAAGUUAUGUACGUUAUAGAUUUAGUUACUGAUAGAUCUGCUCGUUACUGGUGUGAAGGGCACACAAAAAAUUUUUCAUUGAUAACUACCGAAAAAAUUGUAGUUAAUCCCCAAGGGAACCAAGUUCAUGUGUUUUCUCUAGUUUUAAACACAUUCGUUCAUAUGAGUGAGUCUAAUAAUAAUCUGUUUAAUUUAAUCGAUUUAAGGAAAAAUAUAUCUUCCAUAUUUCAAGCAGAGAAGGCUUUAGUGAUGGAUAUUUUAGACUACAAUAUGGAGAGAAUUCAGAUAUUAAUGCAUUUGCACGUAAAAAUAAAUGACACUGGUAGAUCUCAAGCAGCGAAUUUGCAAGAGACAUUUAAUUUUCUUCUCAAAAGGGCGUUUGCUGAAUUUCCCCAUCACAAUUUUACUUUUAUUAAUAUGUCUAGUUCAGUAUUUUGCUUACCAACUACUUCUUUGGAUCCAGUACUACUUGAUUGGGACUUAACUCCCAUUGGUCACAUGGCAACUCCUCAACAAUUCUGCCUCCAAUCAAAUGGAUUACCUGUCAAUAGAGCAUGCCGGGGAUCUUAUCUUCUAGGAAGUUUUUGGGGACAAAUCAAUGGCCAGUGUGACUACAGUUACAAACCUUCGAGUAUAACUACAUUUUUAUUCAAUUUCAUAAGUGGAAGGAUUGAAAAUAAUUACUACACAUCAAAGUUCCUCACUGAUGGUUUAAAUUAUGUACUGAAAGAUGUUGAAAUCAUUAUUCCAGCUGAUAUUUACUAUUUGUCAUUAUGUUUCCAAUAUGUUUUACAAGUCACUCAUAAAAAUGAAACAUCUAUAGAGACGGGGGAUAUUGAAAACAUUGCUUGGGUAAUGGAUAGAAUGAUGAAUAUUGAUAAUAGCAGUCUUCAUUUAGCUCAAAUUAUGAAUUCAACCAACGUCAUUUUAGAUUCAGUCAAUAAUAUAAUUGAAGUUAUAACAAUAACAAAUAAAACUUCGGACGGUGUAAAAUUAAAAGAAAAUAUUUAUCAGCUAGCAAUUCAGCCCCGGUUUAUUAUACAAAUAUCAUAUCCCCAUUUAAAUAAUGUAACUGGAAUAGCGGUGAUAAAUAGUAAAAAUUCCAAUAACUUUACAGAUAUGUACAUCCAGCCGUUGUAUAAAAACACAACAAUGAAUGAUGUUCUCAUAAUGGAAAACUUAGAAGUAGCUACUUGGUUGCCAAGCGAUGUCAUAGAUAAUUUGAAUAAAACUAACAUCGUUAAUUCAACUAGUGCUGAUGACAUACACGUUAUCAUAAGUAUUUAUAAUAAUAAUGCUAUAUUUCAAGAAUUAAAUAAAAAUCAACAUGUAAUAACUAGUAGAAUAAUAGAAGUUACUGUGCCUGGUUACCUAACUAAUUUACAAAAUCCUAUUCCGUUAAUAUUUAAGGAACUUCGACCAAACAUAUUCGGUAGAGCUUGUGGAUUCUGGGACUUUCAUAGUGAUAAGGCAAUUUAUAGUUCUUGGUCAAAACGUGGUUGUAUUAUGCGAUCAAGAGUCGAAAAGUUAACUAUAUGCGAAUGCGACCACUUAACGCACUUUGGACAGCUGUUGCAUGUACGUGACGAUGAAAUUGCCAACGAAGAUGUUAAAGAAGGUGGUCAUAUAAAAGCUCUAAAUAUAAUAACUUUAGUUGGAAGUUUCACAUCGUUGUUGGGUAUUACUGGAAUAUGGAUAACGGCGAUGAUAUUUGAUACUUGGAGAAAAAAAGCGGGUACAAAAGUUUUAUUACAAUUAUCAACAGCUAUAUCAUUACCUUUAGUACUAAUAAUUGUUUUUAGCUUAGAUCAUUCUAUUAUAAUUGAGAAUGAACUGAAUCAAUUUGUAGUUGCAACAGACAAAAUGAUAUUGUGUGUUUUAUUAGGAGCGUUGUUUCAUUACGCUGUGCUUGCAAAUUUUAUAUGGAUGUUGAUCACGGCUAUUUUACAGUUUAUUAGAUAUGUUCGUGUACUGGGCGUGUCGAGACCCUCAAGGUUUAUGAUGAAGCUUACAUUGAUAGGAUGGGGACUUCCGUUUAUACCUGUCAUUACAAUUUUGUGCUUAGAUUACAAAAAUUAUAUUCCUAAUCCAUCAAUUAGUCGCUCUAUAUGUUAUCCGAGUGGAAUUUACAUGAUUACAGGCGUCAUCGUACCUGUAUGCAUAAUAUUAAUUAUAAACGUAAUUCUUUUCGUUUUAGUUAUUAAAGCAAUUUCUAAGAGCUCAGACAUGCGCGCCACGGACAAAAGUUUAGUGUGUGCGCAAUUCAGGUUAUCUAUAUUCUUGUUCUUUCUAUUAGGUCUAACCUGGAUUUUUGGAAUUAUGUCAUUUUCUGGUCGUUUAAUUUGGUCGUACUUGUUUUGUUUGACAUCAACUAUACAAGGCUUUGUAUUGUUCAUAUAUUUUGUUAUAUGUGACCCUAUCACAAGAAAUUUGUGGAUAACUGUAAUGAAACCACAGUUUUCUUCGUCUAGAAAUAGUGUUACAACAAUAAGUAGUGGAUAAUUUGGUAUUUGUGUGUUUCGACCGUCAAUUGGUGUAAAGUAUGCAGGAUGUUACGCAAACCUAUGUAUUGUUUAUCAAUAAACACUGUCAAAAGA